UAUAAUUUGAAAAUGGAUGCUUAAAUUUAGGUUUCAUCAGACGACUUUGAAGUAAGCCAAGCUUAAAAGAAUAGCAAUCAUAUAGAAGAUUCAGAUAGUAUGUAUGAAUUUGCUGAAAAAAAAAAAGGUAUUUAAAUUAUUAUUAUAAAGGUCGUAAAGGAAGAGGUAAAAAAAAAGAAUAACAACCAAAUAUGAAGAAGGCAAUCAACAAAAAAGAUUAUGUUAAGAAUAAUAAGUAAUAACCACAAAGCAAAAACAUUGCAGGUAAGAGGGAGCAUACGAUUAAAAAUAAUAAUUUUGCUGUGUAAUUUGCCGAGGUUUUUGAUGAAGAGUUUUUACAAUAUGAGAAAGUAAAGAAUGGGACAAAUUAAAAUAUUCUAUAGGAAAACUUUGUCAACAAAGUUUAAGAGGAAAAUCAAUUCAAUCAAAUUGAAUCAGAGAAAAAUCAGUUUAAUUUUAUUUAAUAACCAGAAGAAGAGCAAAUACAAGCCAAUGAGGUUUAACAAAACUGGUUUCCCACUUACCUUGAUAAUAAAGGAAACUAUAAAUAUCUCAGGAGGGCUUUGUCAAGGGAAAAUCAACAUUAGCAGCUCUUCUUUAAACGAUUUUUAAAUUCCCUAUAAAUGACACAAGAGGAAUAUGAUAAUAUAAAGUAAUCAUUUCCAGAAAUACCUUCUGAGUACCUACCUUAGCUGAUUUUGGAAUAGAGUUCAAUCAAUAAAGUAUUUUAAAAAAGGCUACCUUAAUAACAAUAAUAGUAAUAAUAAAUCAAUUAAAAUUAAUAAUAAUAGUAGGAUUAGGGAAAUUAAUUAUUUCAGAACUAACAGUAGCUCUAAGGAAAUUAAUUAAAUUUUAUUGAAACUGAGUUUAAGCAUAACCCAAAUUUGUCAGAUGACAAUUUAGAGUGUGCUAUUUGUGCUUAAACAUACUUGGACGGAGAUAAGUUGGCAAUAUUACUUUGCAUCCACAGAUUCCAUUUAACUUGCUUUACUAGUUGGUUGAAAAGGUCUAAAUAGUGUCCUAUUUGUCAUCAUGGUUGA
Molecule: messenger RNA, 1040 nt
Organism: Paramecium octaurelia
Lineage: Eukaryota; Ciliophora; Oligohymenophorea; Peniculida; Parameciidae
Source: the annotation of a GenBank genome assembly